Rhopalosiphum padi (bird cherry-oat aphid) is the source of this 1535-nucleotide messenger RNA. RefSeq lists its product as uncharacterized. The transcript has 4 exons. The record is from RefSeq and is a predicted model, not a curated record. Lineage: Eukaryota; Metazoa; Arthropoda; Insecta; Hemiptera; Aphididae. The coding region runs from base 308 to 934 and encodes 208 amino acids.
GUCAGUUGUAGAUGUAUAAUAAUAAUAAUAUUAUUAUAUAGGAAACGACGAGAGGGAGCGCGAGCCAGCCAGAGACGUUCUCUCGCAUUCUGACCUAAGCAGUGCGAACCGCGCGACUAUGUUCGAUAUUGUUACAUUGUUUUCGGUAAAUGAACGUUAUAAUACAGGAUAAUACCUACAUCGAUUUUUUUUUUAUAUUCACAGAUCGCUCGUAGAUCACGUUUAUACAACUACACAAGACGGCAAUCAAUUAUAUUUAUAGCCACACCACACGGUUUUCAUUUUAUCAAUAGUAUUUUUUUUAAACAUGUCUGUUGGUUAUCCGCGAUGGACGAAAACUACGAUGGUUUGCUUUUUCGUAAUCGGUCUAACUUAUUCGGCAUCCAUAAAAAAAGACAUGACAUGUUAUGUAUGUACACCAAAUCAAAUUUCUGAUAUCACAGAAGCUUCAGAAAUCUCUAUUACGUUUUCAAAUUAUGACAUUGAAACUAUACCAACUUGUGGUUCAAAUGCUGCAAUCAAUUUUACAUUAAAAUGUCCAGAAGGAUAUAAAGGAUGUCUAACCAAAACUUAUGGUAAAAGUAUUCUGAAAUCUUGCAACGAGUAUCCCAUUACUGACUGUAAAACAGCAAAUAAUGUGAAAUAUUGUUUUUGUGCUAAAACUUUAUGUAAUGAUGCAACAAUCUUAAAUCCAGUUCCAAUUUCAACAGAUGAUGAAGAUUUAGACCAAUCAUCAGAAGAUGGGAGUGGGUUAUUUGAUGAUUUGACGCAAUUAGAUAAACAUAAAUACUCCAAUAAAAUUAUUAACGCUACAGUAAUAUUAAAUACAUCUAUGAACAAUAAUUCAUUUACAAAGGCAUCAGCUGAUAAAUUAUUGCUGCCUAAAUGUAUUUAUAUUUUAAGUUUAAUAUUCAUAACCUAUAAAGCUGUAUAAUAUUAUAAGUUUAGCCUUAUAUUAUAAGGCUAUAAGCCUUUUUAAAAUAGUCACAUACUUAUAACAUUGCAAAUAAUAGUGAUAUAUUUUAAUAAAAUCAUGAAAUAUGGAUGUAUUAUAUUUUAAAUAUAAUUGGUUAACGUUCCUUGUAAUUUUUAAAUUUUUAAUUAAAUAAUAAAAUUGUCCUUAAAAUUAACUACUUAAUCUAUUACAAUUAACAUACUUUAAAUAUUUUUCUCCUUUAUUAUUGUUAUAUACAAAUUUAAAUUUUACAAUUAAUAUAAUCUACACUUAAUAUGAGCUUGAAUUAAACAAAAAUUGUUUUUAUAAUAAAUAAUGAAUAAAUCACUAUUUAGUGUAAAAGUGAGCGUAGAAACUGGGCUAAGUAUUCAGUCUAUAUAUUAGUUUGUAAAUAAUGCAUUUUUAUAGAUAUAGAUAUUAACUUUUUUUUUUAUAAAAUUGUUCCUACUUAAUAUAAUAUUCUUUUAUUUAUAAUAAUAUAUAAAAGUAUGUGAUCUUUAAUUUUAUAUAAUAUUUAUCUAUUUUGUAGUUAUAUGUUAUAAAAUUAUGUUUACUUAAAUAAAAAUAUAAAAUACAGUUA